GCAGGCUUGGAGUGUGACUGUCCCCUUCCGCCUCCCCCAGUAAAGGCUGAAAAUCUGGGUCACAGCUGAGGAAGACCUCAGACAUGGAGCCCAGGAUGUGGCCUGCACUGAUGUUAUCCCACCUCCUCCCUCUCUGGCCAUUGCUGUUGCUGCCUCUCCUGCUACCUGCCCAGGGCUCUUCCUCCUCCCCUCGGACCCCCCCAGCCCCAGCCCGCCCUCCAUGUGCCCGGGGAGGCCCGUCGGCGCCACGCCAUGUAUGUGUGUGGGAGCGGGCACCCCCACCAAGCCGAUCCCCAAGGGUCCCAAGAUCACGCAGGCAAGUCCUGCCAGGCACUGCGCCCCCUGCCACCCCAUCAGGCUUUGAGGAGGGGCCCCCUUCUUCCCAGUACCCCUGGGCUAUUGUGUGGGGCCCCACAGUCUCUCGAGAGGAUGGGGGAGACCCCAACUCUGCCAAUCCUGGAUUUCUGCCUCUGGACUAUGGUUUUGCUGCCCCCCAUGGGCUGGCUACCCCCCACCCCAACUCCGACUCCAUGCGGGGUGAUGGAGAUGGGCUCAUCCUUGGAGAGGCACCAGCUACCCUGCGGCCAUUCCUGUUUGGGGGCCGUGGGGAAGGUGUGGACCCCCAGCUCUAUGUCACAAUCACCAUCUCCAUCAUCAUUGUUCUUGUGGCCACGGGCAUCAUCUUCAAGUUCUGCUGGGACCGCAGCCAGAAGCGGCGAAGACCCUCAGGACAGCAAGGUGCCCUGAGGCAGGAAGAGAGCCAACAGCCGCUGACAGACCUGUCCCCUGCUGGAGUCACUGUGCUGGGGGCCUUCGGGGACUCGCCCAUCCCCACCCCUGACCACGAGGAGCCCCGAGGGGGACCCCGACCUGGGAUGCCCCAGCCCAAAGGGGCUCCAGCCUUCCAGUUGAACCGGAUCCCUCUGGUGAAUCUGUGAUGCUCCCCCAGUCCUGGGGGGCUGCCAAGCAGGAGGCCAAGGGGCUAUCAUAGCCCUCACCCCAUGAGGGUGGGGGAGCUGUGCGGAGGGGGGGCACAGGUGCUCCCUUGCACCGCCCCCUCUUGGAAUGCUCCCUGGCCAUGUAGGCAAACCUACCUGCUCACCCUCUUGGAGGUGGGGGGGCCUCAUACAUCGGUGGCUCCUGGUCCCUCAUUCCUACCCUUGCACACUCACAUGGAAGCCUUGCACACUCACCUUCACCCUCACCGGCCAGGCCUAUGUGCGGCCAGUCUUCGGCACCCUGGUUGUGUCAGUCGAUACCUGUCCCAUCAGUUAGUCCCCCACGUCCAUCCUCCCUCUCGUUCCACGUGUCUCAGGCUUUCUCUUCUCUCCCAUCUGGGCCCCUGGUCCAUGCACACUUCACCCACCUCCCCAUCCCCCAUGCAUUUCCUGUUGCGUGUGCUGUUGCGUGUCGUGCUUACUCUCCCUCUCAUGGACCCCCACUGGUCUCGUCUGUGGCCCCUGCAUGCUACCCUGUCCAUGGGUGGGAAGUGUGUCAGGGACCCCUUGGCCCUCCUUUGCCACGGCCCCAUCCCAUUUCAGGCCAUGGGUUGCACCGGCUUCCGUCCUGCUCCAGGGGUGUGCGCUCAGCUCAUUACCCAGCGGGCUCCAAACGCCUCUCCCCACCCCACUGCUACAUUCUGUUGUCCGAGACCUGGGUUUGGGGGAAGCCACCUACUGUACUCCGGGAGAAAGGGGCUCCCCUUGGUCCGACCCUUCCUCUUAAGGCCCUUGUGUUUGUCUGUCCUGUUGUCCGUGUGUUUGUCCGGGAGCUCCCUGAACCGGCCCUCCACUCCCCAGCCUGCCUUAGGGCCCCCCUAAGUCCGCCUCUGCAGCUGCCAGGGAUGGAGCCAGCUGGUUCAAGGCCAUCGGAGCUCUGCUUCCAAAAUGACCCCUUCCCUUGCUGGGUUUCCUCAGUCCCCUUCUUCCCUCCCUUUGUCUUCUCUCCCCGCCCGCCCCCCCCCUUC
Echinops telfairi (small Madagascar hedgehog) is the source of this 1966-nucleotide messenger RNA. It is a transcript of the gene PIANP, whose product is annotated as PILR alpha associated neural protein. The transcript is spliced from 5 exons. Bases 84 to 938 code for a protein of 284 amino acids. The record is from RefSeq and is a predicted model, not a curated record. NCBI's taxonomy places the organism in Eukaryota, Metazoa, Chordata, Mammalia, Afrosoricida, Tenrecidae. Gene Ontology annotation, cellular component: membrane. Gene Ontology annotation, biological process: regulation of immune response.